Lottia gigantea (owl limpet) is the source of this 495-nucleotide messenger RNA. RefSeq lists its product as hypothetical. Lineage: Eukaryota; Metazoa; Mollusca; Gastropoda; Lottiidae. Gene Ontology annotation, biological process: entrainment of circadian clock by photoperiod; negative regulation of transcription by RNA polymerase II; circadian regulation of gene expression. The transcript has 4 exons. Bases 1 to 495 code for a protein of 164 amino acids. Gene Ontology annotation, cellular component: nucleus; cytoplasm. Gene Ontology annotation, molecular function: transcription cis-regulatory region binding; transcription corepressor binding. The record is from RefSeq and is a predicted model, not a curated record.
AUGGGUGUCACUGACAGUCCAUUCUGCAGCGUGUGCAGAGAGAAAAUCGAAUCAAUCAAACAUCUAUUAUGGGAUUGUCCAUACAGCCACAAAUUUUGGGAAAAUGUUAUUAAUUGGGCAAAUUUGGUAUCAGCUAAAGGUCAACCAUGUAAAUCUGCUAAAUUGAGAUUAAAAACUAGAAGUGAAGAUUGGGUUGUGGUAGAAACAGAAUGGUCAUGUUAUUUAAAUCCUUGGUCCAAUCAAGUUGAUCUCAUCUUCAGUAAACAUGCCAUUAUCAGUGAGCCAAGUAAUACAGAUAUUUUUCGUGAAAAAACGUCAUUUAAUAAAAGGCCAAACAAUCCCGAAGAAGUAAAACAGUCACAAGUAUCAUCAUUUCAGAAGAAAAUAUUAAAGAUUUUAAAACAAACUGUAGACGUCACAUCUUCAUCAUCAUUAACUGUUAGUAAAGUUGGUUAUGUAUGUACGCUCUUUAAAUCAUACAGUCAAGUAACCUAA